AUGACCUCCUCCCCCCUUAAAGAAUUUCCCCAGCAGAAGCUGGCCGAGGGCUUCUACUUCGGAGAGUCACCGCGAUUUCACAAUGGGCUCUUGUAUUUCAGCGAUAUGACGGGGCGCAAGAUUUACACCGUCAACCCUACUUCUGGCGAGAAGCAAGUCUUAUUGGAGGUUGAGAAUCAACCAAACGGCAUGUGUUUCGCCGCGGAUGGUUCCCUCAUUUACUCAUCCAUGUUCGAUUCCAAGCUGUAUCGUCUGAAAGACGGGAAAUCCACUCUGUAUGCCGACAUGUCUGGGACCAUGACCGGCUACUGCGGAGAUAUGGUCAUCGAUAACGCAGGGCAUGUAUUUUUGGAUGACACGGGCGCCCGUGUCCUCCAUGGAGAAAAGCCCGGUCCUGGCCGCCUGCUCAGAAUCGAUCCAGACGGAAAGGUUACCUCGGUGGAAGAGAAUAUUAUCUUUCCUAAUUUACUGUGCAUCAGCCCGGACGGCAAGACUCUGUACAAUGCGGAGACAUUCGGUUAUGGGCUGUAUAAAUUCGACCUGAACGCCGAUGGAUCUCUGGGCAAGAGAGAAAAAGUUUGGACCCCUGCAACUGUCGCUGGAGAGAGGGGUGCUUCAGCAGCCUCAAUGAUUGGCAUCGAUGGUGGGCGGAGAGGACGGGAAAACAUUGUACAUGUGUACGAACUCAGUUCCUAA
This is a messenger RNA of Phaeoacremonium minimum UCRPA7, 696 nucleotides long. RefSeq names its product putative lactone hydrolase protein. The record is from RefSeq and is a predicted model, not a curated record. The coding region runs from base 1 to 696 and encodes 231 amino acids. The transcript has 2 exons. Lineage: Eukaryota; Fungi; Ascomycota; Sordariomycetes; Togniniales; Togniniaceae.